Messenger RNA from Ruditapes philippinarum (Manila clam), 1265 nucleotides. Its product is annotated as complement C1q-like protein 2. The transcript has 5 exons. The record is from RefSeq and is a predicted model, not a curated record. Lineage: Eukaryota; Metazoa; Mollusca; Bivalvia; Venerida; Veneridae. Gene Ontology annotation, molecular function: protein binding. Bases 163 to 765 code for a protein of 200 amino acids.
AGAAAUCUUCAUCAAACGUUCGAUCUUAAUCAUCAAUAUAUCCAAAACUCAAUGACCUUUUCAAUGACAUGUUUUACCGCCCACUUACUGAUUAAUAAAAUAAAAUUGACGGUCACUUUGAUAUUGGUGUAAGUCAGAGCUAAACAACCCAGCACGUGGACCAUGGCAUUAUUUGUUUUGUUUCUGGUGGCAUCUGCCACGGCUAGAUCGAUGGAACACCUAAGCGCUGAAAACCAAAUUGCUGGCGAAUAUGUAGCUCCAGAUUCAAAUCACCAGUUCAAAACUGACAUAUCAGACAUAGAAACCGAAACAGCAGAAGAUGAUGAGACAGGUUUGAGUCACUGGUUUGGAAACAAUAAAAUUGCAUUCUCUACCUAUCUAAGCCGAAGAUACAAUCAUCUUGGUAAAGGACAACAUGUGAAGUUUGACAAAGUGCUACUCAAUGAUGGGGACGGGUAUGAAGCUUCCACAGGAGUGUUCAGGGCAAAAGUAAGUGGAGUUUACAUGUUCACAUACGCCAUUGCGCAAAGAAACAAGAAUGAGAUCCGAGUGAAUCUUAUGUACGACGGUAAAAUUAUUAAUGGGGCUGUUGCAGAAGGUAGACACACAUAUCAUGAUGCACAAGGUACAAACACUGCAAUAAUUCAUGUGUGUAAGGAUAAGGCAGUUUGGAUAGAAGCUGUAACCUGUGGUCCUUUGGAGGGAAACAGUGCCGACAGAAGAUUUACUACUUUUAGUGGAUUCUUGCUGUACGCCAGGCGUUAAAGAUAGUCAACCAAAGUGUUCUAUGAUAUUGUCAUUUUUUGUGGUGACAAAACCGUAACCCGCUUCUAUAAAUGCAUAGCCUGUUCUUAUCUUUUAUAUCGUAUGUCAGUUGUUUUAAAUUAUCAUAUAACACACUGUAUAAUAAAUAGUAUAUUGGUUGAUUUCAUAACAUUUAUGAAAUGUAUUCUAGAUAUAUGGAAUGUUAAAUAAAUUCUUUAUAUGAUUAUUGAAAGAACUGUCCAAUAUGCCAUUUUCUUAAAUUGAUAAAUUUCGAUAAUUUCCGCUUUAAAGUUUUUAUCUAGAUGAUUACUAAUAAACAAAAUGAUGUAUGCAUGCCCUUAUUAAAGAACUUAAAAUACGACGAAAAACAAGAUAAACAAGGAAGAGUGGCAUUCAUUCGAAGCAACCCCACAUGACCAAGCCACACAGGACUACAGACAAAGAGCCCUGAAGGACACCAAACAAAUACUUGAGAGAGCACAAUAUAUGCUGUAUACUGA